Macroventuria anomochaeta is the source of this 700-nucleotide messenger RNA. RefSeq lists its product as uncharacterized. The record is from RefSeq and is a predicted model, not a curated record. The coding region runs from base 125 to 664 and encodes 179 amino acids. NCBI's taxonomy places the organism in Eukaryota, Fungi, Ascomycota, Dothideomycetes, Pleosporales, Didymellaceae. The transcript has 2 exons.
CAUCAUGUGAUCUUCGUUACCUGAGCCUUAAUUUAUGUAGCUUCCCGGAGGUUGAAAACUGCAGCCAGUCUUUCUCCUCGUUCCCUUCACCAUAUUCCGUUUUCCAUCAGCAUAAUUCUUCACUAUGGCAUCAAGGAUGCCACCGCCCAAGAACCUCGGACGCUCUUUUGACACUCGAUACAACGGAAUCUUCAAGAAGAGUACUGAUUUUUGCGAGAUGUUCCCAGAUGCUCGUGUCCUUAUCGUCAUCAAAAAGCCUGGAAUUCAACCUCUUGUAUUCUCAUCAGAACAGCACGGGCUGGGAUGGCCUUCUGCUAUCGAAGAAUACAUCAAAACGAGUGAAGCAAUCGUCAAACGCCCCGCUCAUUACCAGAGUCUCAACGAAGGCAUCUCGAAAGGCCGGGCUAUGUUAGUACGGUCAUCUUUAUCGCCUUCGCCGCCCGAAAGGAAUACUACAAAAAGGACCCUAGAUUGGAUAGAAGCCUGUGAGGACGAUAGUACCCUUGAUGGUUCUAUGUCAACCUCUCCGCUUCCUGCAUCUAAAAGACGGGCCUUGGAUUACACCUCGCCGCGAUCUAAUCGAAAUGCUAGUCCGUUUCCGACUUUCAUACUGCCAUCAGAGUCCAGGCCUGCUUCCGAGCGGUCAACAUGUGACGCAGUGUAGAUAUCUUGCAAAACUACAUACAACAUAGAAUCCACA